AUAAAAUAGGUCGGGAUCAGGGCUCUUUCUCAGCAGCCGCACUUCCGAACCACGAUUCCAAAACUAGGGUUUUUGAGGAGAGGAAGAUGGGCCACACGAACGUCUGGAAUUCUCAUCCGAAGAACUACGGCCCUGGAUCACGCACCUGCCGAGUUUGUGGAAACCCACAUGGGUUGAUCAGGAAGUAUGGGCUUAUGUGCUGCAGGCAGUGUUUCCGCAGCAACGCCAAGGAGAUUGGCUUCAUCAAGUACCGCUGAGAAGACAAGUACUAGGUAGACGAGCAUCCGAUGGAGGCAGACAAGCAGAUUUUGGUAGAUGGCAUCCAAUGGAGGCAGAAAAGGCAAAUAUUAUUAUUUUUAGUGUCUGUUUAGUUGGGACUUGUUUUCUACAACAUGCUUAAAAAUCUCUGGGUGGGGUUGUUUGCUUACCCCAUGCUUAAAAACUUGCAUACUUAUCUGAGGAUCUUAUAGGUUGCUUUCUCUAAAUAUUUUAAUGAUGCCUCUACUGAUUUAGAAA
Messenger RNA from Magnolia sinica, 516 nucleotides. RefSeq names its product small ribosomal subunit protein uS14z/uS14y/uS14x-like. The record is from RefSeq and is a predicted model, not a curated record. Lineage: Eukaryota; Viridiplantae; Streptophyta; Magnoliopsida; Magnoliales; Magnoliaceae. The coding region runs from base 87 to 257 and encodes 56 amino acids. Gene Ontology annotation, molecular function: structural constituent of ribosome; zinc ion binding. Gene Ontology annotation, biological process: translation. The transcript is spliced from 3 exons. Gene Ontology annotation, cellular component: cytosolic small ribosomal subunit; ribosome.